Molecule: messenger RNA, 1410 nt
Organism: Dictyostelium discoideum AX4
Lineage: Eukaryota; Evosea; Eumycetozoa; Dictyosteliales; Dictyosteliaceae
Exons: 4
Coding region: 1-1410 (469 amino acids)
Biological process (GO): transmembrane transport
Cellular component (GO): membrane
Molecular function (GO): transmembrane transporter activity
Source: RefSeq, a predicted model, not a curated record
AUGUCUAUAUUAGAAAAUAAUAAUAAUAAUGAAAAUAUAAAUAAUAUUCAGUAUAAAAAAAUAGAUAUAAAAACUCCUUUAGUCAUAAAUAGUGAUUCUGAAAUUGGAGAAAACUUUUUAACAAAUGGCCAAGUUGAAAUUAAAAAAAGGCCAUUAAAAGAACACAAAUAUUUAAAACAAAUUAUUAUUUUAUUUUCCUUUUUACCUUUUAUUAUGAUUCCCUCAAUUUUAUUUCAAUUAUAUUUACCAUCUUUUUUUACUGAUUAUGUAACUUUUAAAUAUCCUGAUUAUUCACUAGAAGAAAUCCAAUCAAAAGCUGCAUAUUAUAAAUCAUAUUCUGAUUCUCUUCCAUAUAUAUCUGCUUUAUUAUUUGGACCAUUAAUUGGGGUUUUAUCUGAUAAUUUAAUUAAUUUUUUGUUUUUAAAAAUUAAAAAAAAAAAAAGGUAUGGAAGAAAACCAAUAUUUUUUGGGGCAGGUAUUUUAUUUAUUCUUGAUGCAAUUGCAACAUUGAUAUCUGUAUUGACACAUAACUUAAUGUACCAUUAUGUUGUUCACACAAUUGUUGGUGUAAAUUCAGUUUCAAAUGCUGCACUAACUGCAUAUAUUUCCGAUAUUUCAGAUGAUGAUCAUAUACCUAUUCUAUACUCAUUAUUGGGUGGAGUUUUUGGUGCAGGUAUAAUUUUAGGUCCAUUGGUUUUUAUUUUAAUUAACCUCACAUCAAUUCCAAAUAUAACAUUAUAUGUUAUAGUUGGUUUACUUGCUGUUUGUAUGGUAAUUAUUGCAUUUUUAGAUGAAAGUGUUGAAAUUGCAAAAAAAAAUAACAAAAUUAAAAUAUCAAACACAACAACAAAUCCAAUUAAAUUGGUUAAAAAUCUUUUUACAUCAAAUACUUAUUUUUCAUUUAUAGUUAUAAUAUAUUUAUUAAUUUCUUUUGCCACUUGUGAUAUUACUCUUAUAUUUUAUUAUUAUUGUUCAUUUGUUUAUGAGUGGAGCCCAAAAGAUAAUUCAAUAUUCUUUGGUGGACUUGGUUUUAUAAUUAUUGUAUGGGGUGCAGUUAUUAGCCCAAUUCUAUUAAAAUAUUUUUGUGCAAUGUUGGGAUCACCACAAGUUAACAAUUUAGUUCAAGCAAUUAUUUCUCAAUUGACCCCACCAGAAAUGCAAGCUACAAUUCUAGUAGGUGCUCAAUCAAUUAGUUCAAUUGCAAGCUUUUUAGGAUCAAUAGUUGUCAAUGAUAUAUUUAUGUAUUCCAUUUCCAAUAAUAUCUCUCAUAAAUUUCCUCAAUUCGUAUUUUUAAUAUUCGGAAUUGUAAUUGGUUUGACUACAAUUGGUACAAUCAUCAUUUUUAACUAUUAUAAAAAAUCAAAUAACUUUAAACAAAAUCAAAAAAAUAGUUACGAAUCAAUUAAAUAA